AUGGAGAAUCUCUCUCAUUCUCGGCACCCAAACAGGUCCUCCUCUUCUCUGCCGAAGAAAGCUUGCAACGGAAAUGGUGGUUUUAGCUACGGCUCCGGCAAGACGGCUAACACCUCCACAACAUACGACGACGUUUUCGGUGGUCCGCCUAGGUUCGGAGCUCCGACGCUAUCUCCUCGCCUCGAGGACUAUUGUGAGAUAUUCGCCGGGUUUAACGGCUCCUCACGCGCCGCCGCCGUUUCCUCGAUUCCGGUGCUCGAUCUUCCACUUGUAGAGGAUAGAGAUGUCUACUUCGAUGUUCGCAGCCAGGGCUUUGACUACAAUGAAGUCUUCGGAGGUUUUAAUGAUCUCGAUUUAGCGCCGUCGUAUGAAGAGCUGUUUAUGCAGCGGUCUACUGUUGAUGAUGGCGAUUCCUCCGACGAUGCUUGGACUCCGGAAGAGGUAGAGUCGUUCUCAGGAGGUGGCACAGAACAUUCAAAAAGCCCAUGCUUUUCUAAUGGCAGAGAUUCAUACGAUUCGAUUGAAGGCUGCACAGAGUUCAACAUCUCUUAUAACAAAGCUAGCCAGAUACGUGACGCUAACAUGACCAGUGGCGUGAUACGUGUAGCUGAUCUUGGUGCUGUUCCUGGCUACACCGUUGCAGUUGAUGAAACUGGGCCCUCUUCUAUUGGUAGAGGUACAAGUAGUACUAAACAUGUCUUUGAAGGCAAGGAUUGUGCUCAAAAGUAUUACUUUGAACCUUUUGUGACUGUUUCUGAGAUUGGUUUGAAGACUCAUCCUACUGGAAUACCACCACCUUCGAGACCACCUCCGGUGUUGAAGAGCGGUUUUAGAAGUUCGGCUUCUAAUUCUAAUUCUAGAACCACUGGAUCAGAAGGGUCUGCGGAAGGGAGUUCGCCACCGUUCUUUGAUGUAGAGGUUGAUGCAAACUCAGCUGCUGUGAGAGAAGCUAUGGUUAAAGCUGAGGCAAAGCUAAAAAGUGCAAAAGAGAUGUUCGAAAGGAAGAGAGAUGCGGCACGAACAACCACGAAGCGAACCUCCAUGAGCAAUAGGAUGGUAGAGGAAGGGAAACCGAGCCAUACAGCUGCUUUGUCUCUGAGGGAUAAGCAUGGAAGUAAGUCUCUCUCUUCUCAAGGGUCUGCAAAUUCUGACGGAAACGAUGAGUGGGAAGAGGCUUCACAGUUUGUUGAAUUGGUGAGAACAGAGCCACUUAGAAAUGCUGAUGAGAACAGUGGAGUAUCUUUGCCCGUUUAUGCCGAGUUCUUUGAUCAGAAACUGACAUGGGCAGCUAAUGUUGACUGGGAGAAACAACAGAGGAGAGCAAACGGAGAUAGGGAUGAUCAUGGAUCUAAGAAGUUGCCAAAACACCCUGGAACGAGAAAGGUAGCAUCUAGGCAUAAGAGACAUGAGGACAGGGUUGCAGAAAAGGUUCCUGAAGAGCCAAAGAACGAGAAAUCAAGACCAAUUCGGAAAGCAGCUGAAAAGAGCCAGGAAUGUGUGUUUGAUUGGGACCAAAAUGCGAGAAAGCUUAGGGAGGCUCUUGGUCUAGCAGAUAAUGAAAGCACGCUAGAAGUCUCCCGGGAAUCGAAUGGAGAUGGUAACAAUUUAAGAAUGCAUGGCGAAACAGAUGAGAGUGAGAUAAAACUGAACGAGGCCUUAAAGCGGAUGGAGGAGGAAACUAGGAUUAGAGAGGCUCGUGUAAAGGAAGAAAAUGACAGGAGAGAAUCUUUUGAGAAGGCAGAAAAUGAAGAAAGAGUAAAGGCAGCUUUGGAGCAAGAGGAGAAGGAAAAAAAGCUUAAGGAAGCUCGUGAAAAAGAGGAGAAUGAACGGAGAGCGGCAGAGGCUCGCGAAAAGGCAGAAUUAGAAAGGAAAAGGAGAGAACAAGAAGAGUUAGAGCUGCGGCGAAAAGAAGCUUUUGAAAAGGAAGAAAAGAACCGUAGAAUGAGAGAGGCUCGUGAGAAGGCAGAGCUUGAAAGGCAAAGGAAAGUUGCACUUGAACAAGAGAAGGAACGGAAAAUAAAAGAAGCACGUGAAAAGGAAGAAAACGAACGAAGAAUAAAAGAGGCUCGUGAGAAGGCAGAGCUGGAGCAAAGGCUGAGAGAAGCUCUUGAACAAGAAGAGAAGGAAAGGUUGAUUAAAGAGAGGGAAGAAAAUGAGAGGAGAGCUAAAGAGGCUCUUGAGCGGGCAGAGAAUGAGAGAAAGUUGAAAGAAGCCCUUGAGCAGAAGGAGAGAGAAAGAAAAGUGAAAGAGACGCGUGAAAAAGAGGAGAAUGAGAGGAAGCGGAAAGAAGCUAUUGAGCUAGAAGAGAAAGAAAAAAGGCUGAUAGAAGCUUUUGAGAGGGCAGAGACUGAGAGAAGACUGAGAGAGGAUAUUGAACAGGAAGAGAUGGAGACGAGGCUGCAAGAGUCCAAGGAAAGAGAAAGAACACAUAGAGAAAAUCAAGAGCAUCAGGAAAAUGAAAUGAAACGACAUGAAUAUACAAGUGAAGAAACAGACAAGAGACAACGAGACUCAAGUGAAAUGGCAGAAACCGGUGAAACCACCAACAAUGCUCAUGGAGAGCAAUGGUCGAAAGAGAGUCUUAGCGACACUCUAGAAGAUGAUGAGAGUGGAGACAGCCACGAAGCUGUGAACAAGGUACAAGAGGAUGAAGAAGAAGGACCAAGCCAGAGAGAAUCUAUGUCUGGAGAAGCUUGUCCUUGGAAGGUUUUUGAGAAGAACCUUAAAGAUGCCAGCCAAAAAGAAGGAACCAAGGAGCUGGAUACUGAAUCCGGGUUAUUUGGAAGGAAUGAAAAGGUGCCUCAGCUAGGUGAAGAAUCUGCUUCAUUGACUGACAAUGUUCAAGGAGGAAAGCUCAACCAGAAGAGCAAAAAGUUUGAGAGCACCAUAGAUUUCUCAGUGCUCAAAGGAGAUGGUGGUAUUAAAACUGAAGUUAAAGAAAGAUCAGAAGACGAGAAUGUCAGAAAUGCUAGUGUUGACCGUGAUCAAAGGAAUCCAGAGGAUAGAGGAAGGAUCAAUGAGACCCGAGCAGGUUUAAACCAAGAUGCAAAAUUAGAAAGACCUUUGCCUUCUCGAGUAUCCGUGCAACGUGAGAAAGAAGCGGAGAGACUAAAGCGGGAAAGAGACUCUGAGAUGGAGCGUUUGAGAAAGGUAGAAGAAGAAAGGGAGAGGGAAAGAGAGAGGGAGAAGGAUCGAAUGGCUUUUGAUCAGAGAGCAUUGGCUGAUGCACGUGAAAGAUUGGAGAAAGCAUGUGCUGAGGCCAGAGAGAGGUCUUUGCCUGAUAAAGUAUCAAUGGAGGCAAGAGUUAGAGCAGAACGUGCAGCAGUGGAGAGAGCAACCACUGAAGCUCGUGAACGUGCAGCUGAAAAGGCUGCUUUUGAGGCAAGAGAGCGAAUGGAGAGAUCUGUUUCUGAUAAGCAGUUGCAGAGCUCAGGUUUCUUUGGUGAAAGAAUGGAAAGAUCAGUUUCCGACAAGCAGUUUCAAAAUUCAGUCUCGUUUGGUGCUUCAAGGUAUCAAAAUUCUACUGGUACAAAUACUGAUGGUGAAUCGCCUCAAAGGUAUACAUCAAGAUUAGAAAGGCAUCGAAGAACAGCUGAUCGUGUGGCUAAAGCUUUAGCAGAGAAGAACAUGCGUGAUCUUGUGGCACAGAGAGAACAAGCAGAGAGAAUUAGAGUUGCUGAAACCUUAGAUGCCGAAGUAAAGAGAUGGUCAAGUGGCAAAGAAGGAAACAUAAGGGCACUACUCUCGACACUACAAUACAUCUUGGGUUCCGAGAGCGGUUGGCAACCGUUGCCGUUAACAGAAGUCAUAACAUCAGCAGCUGUGAAGCGAGCUUACAGGAAAGCAACACUCUGUGUUCAUCCAGACAAAUUACAACAACGAGGUGCGACCAUUCACCAGAAAUAUAUCUGCGAAAAGGUCUUCGAUCUUCUUAAGGAAGCUUGGAACAGAUUCAACUCGGAAGAAAGGUAG
Molecule: messenger RNA, 3972 nt
Organism: Microthlaspi erraticum
Lineage: Eukaryota; Viridiplantae; Streptophyta; Magnoliopsida; Brassicales; Brassicaceae
Source: the annotation of a GenBank genome assembly